Messenger RNA from Oldenlandia corymbosa var. corymbosa, 712 nucleotides. The record is from the annotation of a GenBank genome assembly. NCBI's taxonomy places the organism in Eukaryota, Viridiplantae, Streptophyta, Magnoliopsida, Gentianales, Rubiaceae.
UUUGAAUAUGAAAGAGGGGUCGAUUUGCUUUUGGUUGAGGAAAAUGGUAGGCCGUACGUCAUCUCAUCUACUAAAUUCAUGGUCCUAAAAUGCUUGAUUAUUAGUUGGAAAGACAGAACCAUGUGAUCGUUGUCAUGUAGGGCUUAUCAGAGAAAGCUAUCUGAUCGAUUGCCCUUUGCAUCGGAGGAUAUCUAACUAGUGACUUCUCCUUCUAUAUAAAGCGUUCCUUAUCACUACUAGUUUCACAAACAAACCACAAGAAAUCCAACAAAUUUUUCAGCUUCAUUUCUAGUAAAAUCAACUUAUUUGUACUUGUUUUAUAGAGAAAUGGCGAUCCGUUUGCCUCGUAUAGUACAAGCUAAGCAACUACUGAAGCGGGCUAAUUCUUUUCGGUCUGACAAUGCUGCUGCUGCAGAUGUUCCAAAGGGAUACUGUGCAGUUUAUGUUGGAGAAAGUGAUGAGAAGAAAAGAUACGUGAUCCCGAUUGCAUACCUGAACCAGCCAUCAUUUCAGGAAUUGUUAAUUCAGGCUGAAGAAGAAUUUGGUUAUGAUCAUCCAAUGGGAGGUUUGACAAUCCCCUGCAGUGAAGAAAUGUUCAUUGAUCUAACUUCGCAUUUGAGAGUAAAGGCAAGUUAGUAUGUGGAGAUGGAAAAUGUUAGAAUUAGUUCCCUGUAACUCACAAUAUGUUGUGAAUCAAAAUUUUGUAACUUAG